UGGCAACCCUACUUUCUUCCUCUUUCAUUCUUCGAAAUCCCCAUCUUCAAAAUGCUUCAUCAUCUAACACUAAUUCAAGUAGGUCUCACCACCCUAUGAACAUGGCAGCCAAAUCUUCUUUCACCACAUUUCACCACCACAAAAACACACCAACAAAUACAAAUCAAACUAUCAAGAUUAAUCCAAAACCCUCCAAAACGCCACUACUUGCAAUCAUCUUCACCACACUAGAAAAUUUCAUAUGCGAUUUCAUAGAUCUACCCCUUCACCCCUCUCUCGACCCCAAACACGUCCUCUCCGGCAACUUCGCUCCGGUGGAGGAGCUCCCCCCCACCGCCUGCAACGCGGUGGAGGGCUCCCUCCCCAGCUGCCUCGACGGCGGAGCCUACAUCCGCAACGGCCCAAACCCUCAAUUCAUCACGAAGGGGCCCUACCAUUUCUUCGAGGGCGACGGGAUGCUUCACAUGAUCAAAUUCUGUGGUGGCAAAGCUACAUUCUGCUGCCGCUACGUCAACACGCACAAAUACACAGUGGAGCGUGAAAUGGGGCACCGUUUCGUUCCAAGCAUUUUCUCCUCCUUCAGUGGCGGCCUCUUAGCUUCCAUCUCCCGAUUUCUGCUAACUACAGCUCGGAUUCUCGCCGGCCACUUCGAUCCCAUCAAUCACGGCUUUGGCACCGCCAACACCAGUUUAGCCCUAAUUUCCGGCCGGCUCUUCGCCCUCUGCGAGUCCGAUCUCCCCUACGCCGUCAAUGUAACGGCGGAGGGAGAUAUAACGACCCUCGGCCGCCAUGAUUUCGGAGCUUCCGAGCCGUUUUCUAGAAUGACGGCGCACCCAAAAGUCGAUGGAGUCACCGGAGAAGCCUUCGCCUAUGAAUACGGCAGCAGCCCUCCAUUCCUGACCUAUUUCCGGAUCGAUUCAAAUGGAAGAAAGAAUAAAUCUGUGCCUAUAUAUUCGGUAGAGAAGCCUAUCUCGAUUCACGACUUCGCGGUGACGGACAAGUACGCCGUGAUCCCGGACAUGCAGAUUGUGGUGAACCCGUGGUCGAUUUUGAGGGGGAGAUCGCCGGUGGGGGUUGAUCGGGAGAAGGUGGCGCGGCUGGGGGUUAUUCCGAGAUACGCCGAGGAUGAGGAGGAGAUGGUGUGGAUUGAGGCGCCGGGGUUCAACCCUCUGCACUGCGUGAAUGCAUGGGAUCAAGACGGCGGCGACACCGUGUGCGUGGUGGCGACGAAUGCAGUGGCGGUGGAUCGGUUGUUGGAGAACAUUGAUUGUGCGGAGAUGACCAUGGAAAUGGUUGUGAUGAAUGUGAAGGCGAAGACGGCAGAGAGACAUAGGUUGUGCAAUGAGUUUCUUGAAUUUGGAGUUAUCAACCCUGCUUAUGCUGCAAACAAAAACAGGUACAUUUAUGCAGUAAUACUAGGCGAGAAACGGUCAGUGGGGGUGGUGAAGCUAGACCUAUCCCUACUAAACAAGGAAGUUGGCGGCGAUUGCACGGUGGCCUGCCGCCGGUUUGAGCCGGGAUGCCAUGGAGGCGAACCGUUUUUCGUGGCGAGGGAGCCAAACAAUCCAGCGGCCGAGGAAGACGACGGCUAUUUAGUGGCGUAUUUUCACUAUGGUAAUACUCAAGAAUCCAAGUUUGUAGUAAUGGAUGCCAAGUCUCCUACUCUCGAAAUAAUCGCCGCCGUGAAGCUGCCGCAGCGCAUGCCCAUGGGCUUCCACGGCCUCUUUAUGUCGGAGGCUGACCUUAUAAAUAGUUGUAUUAAAUGAAAGUUGAAAGUAAUGGCCACUUUGAGAUUUUGGACUUUUUAUUUGGUUUUUGUAGCAAACUAAAAUACUAAAUGAA
Salvia miltiorrhiza (redroot sage) is the source of this 1842-nucleotide messenger RNA. Its product is annotated as probable carotenoid cleavage dioxygenase 4, chloroplastic. NCBI's taxonomy places the organism in Eukaryota, Viridiplantae, Streptophyta, Magnoliopsida, Lamiales, Lamiaceae. Gene Ontology annotation, cellular component: chloroplast stroma. Gene Ontology annotation, biological process: carotene catabolic process. The transcript is spliced from 2 exons. Bases 96 to 1766 code for a protein of 556 amino acids. Gene Ontology annotation, molecular function: carotenoid dioxygenase activity. The record is from RefSeq and is a predicted model, not a curated record.